This is a messenger RNA of Aspergillus calidoustus, 720 nucleotides long. Lineage: Eukaryota; Fungi; Ascomycota; Eurotiomycetes; Eurotiales; Aspergillaceae. The record is from the annotation of a GenBank genome assembly.
AUGGAGCGGCUCGUUGGCAGGAUCAGUCCACUCUCUCCUUUUUUUUCUUUGCUGGCUGCAUUCGAGGCCGUUUGUGCGACGUUUCUUGCCUUCUUUAGGAAAUACUCACCGUCCCAGGCCAUGUCUUUGGCUGAUCGUGUGUCCCUGAUCUUUCAGUGUGGUGUGCCUCCCCAUAGUACUGGAUAUCCGCGGCAUUCAUUAGAGGCGCAAUAUACCCUCCUCACCACCUCGACAGAAAUGCCGUCGGUAGGCCCUCGUGCCUCAAAGGAGGAGUUCAUGCAAGCACUAGGGCUCAGCUCCCAUGACCCCCAACAUGAGCAAUUCUACAGAGCAAUGCGAGACGAAACCAUCGCCGUAUACAACCGCUUAAACGAAGACCCUUCUAACCUCCUCGACACCGUCGCCGCCGAUCCAUCCACUAAACCCCCUUAUUUCUGGCACCACAUCAAACCCGAGCGACAACAAUGGGCCGUCCGAGAGAUUGCGCAGAAUGCGGGGCCCCGGACGCGGCCGCUAUUUGCCCGCGGCGAAGUCAGCGGCGAGUACGGUCCAAACUGGGUAGCCGGAUGGUUGCUGUACAGUGUGUUUCGGUCGAGGGAUGUGCGCAACAACCGUAACCGAAGAAAGGGAGAGGAUUCAGGACAAGCGUCUCGACAGUCGAAGCAGAACGAUACCGGCCAGCCGAAGAAGGAAUACUACGAUCCGGUGCGGAACGGUUAA